Molecule: messenger RNA, 2589 nt
Organism: Lachancea mirantina
Lineage: Eukaryota; Fungi; Ascomycota; Saccharomycetes; Saccharomycetales; Saccharomycetaceae
Source: the annotation of a GenBank genome assembly
AUGUCCGGAGGUAAAAGAAGACGUGAUUUCGAGGAAGACGAUGGAUAUCGUGACUUCAGGCCCCGGAUGCCUAAGAGGCAACGGGUGCCUCCAGUGGUUCAAUUAUGCAAGGAAAUGAUGCCUGACAUCAAAACAAUAGGAGAGUCAGUCAAGGCGUUUGACGAUGAUAUAAAGUUUCUGAGCGAAGCUAUCAUUAACGAGUUCGAUAACGAGGAGUAUUUUAGGGAUGCGCUUUUAAACACAUUUUAUGCCGUCGUGACAGAACAGCCUCAGAAGCAAGCUGCCAUUGCAUUACUCACGAUGACUGUCAAUGCAGGCAAUCCAAUUGCAGGUAAAAGCAUCCUAAAUUUCUUCUUCUCGAAGCUACAGAACUGGUGCGAUGCAACCAUCGAUGAGACUUUUGAAGCUGCGGCCAACGAAACUGGACCUUGGAAUAAGAUUAAGCUUAUAACAAGGUUUCUUUCACUUCUUUCACCUAUUGUACUCGAAGACGAGCUUCUAUCUUUGUACCGGAAGAUUUUCGACCUGUGCGUCCUGCUCAACGACCUAGGAGGAGAAAAAAGGGUUCCUUUAUCCGAGGCCAUUUAUUUUAACAUGUUGGUUAACAUUCCUUAUUUGUUUUUCUUCCAAAAGCAAAACGAAUCUCUCACCGACGCCGUUUUUGACCUUCUUUCUUUUGUCGAGUCUAACUACAAAGUCAAGUCUACGGACUUGUCAUUGACUAAGGAAUAUAACGGAAAAAUGCCUUAUAUCUCACAACAGCUGGUGCAGAUGGUCUUUCCUGCGGUCAAGCGUGUUCUAGGACAUGACAUGCAACAGCUAAUCGAAUUAUUUCCCGAUUACGACAGGUUGCUAGUAGAGCAACAAAACAUGCAUGCUUUCAACGAUCCCUUAAACCUUCCAGCUGUGGAAAGACUCAGAUUGUUCAGUGGUCUGGACCGCGGAUUUGGCUCGGUAGAUGGCAUGUGGAAAACUCCAAGGACUUCUUUCAAGGUAUAUUUGCCAAGCACAGCAGGCGAUUUUGAGACUGUCGUUCCCGUAAAUACUUAUGCGGGAAUGCUGCUCAAUGACAUAAUUAUCGACAUUGUCGAAGGUAUGGAAUUCAAUCGUAGGGAGGUUGCGAGACAAGUCAUAACCUUGGAUCUCUUCUUCAAGCCAGGGAUAUUUGCUGAGCCAGGCUUGUCAAUUGCUCAAUUGGUUUCUCUUUACGAGGAAAAUCCUAUCAUCACAACUUACAAGAUUGAAGAUUUGGCCAUAGAAAACAUUUUAAGCUUGAUAUUCAAGCUUCCGAAUGUCUCUCAAUCUUUCGCAUACUUUUACACUCUGCUAGUUGAAAUAUGCCAAAACUCUCCGAAGGCUAUUGCCCCUGUUUUUGGGAGAGCAUUCAGAUUUUUCUACGGGAAUUUAGAUAACUUGGAUAUGGAAUUGAAGUUAAGGUAUCUUGACUGGUUUUCCAUUCAAAUGAGUAAUUUUGGUUUUUCCUGGAAAUGGAAUGAAUGGGAAGCAGACGUGGUCAAAUUUGGGCCUUCUUUCUACAAUCCAAGGGUUGCCCUCAUUAAAAACCUAAUAAGAAAGGAGUUAAGGUUGACUUCCAAUCGCCCUGAUGUUGAAGAUAGUUUAACUGAUGAAUUUAAACAAUACUUGGAUACAUCUUACGUUCCCAGGACUGACCUACUUGCUUUCUAUCAAUCUUUCUUUACGGGGUUCUCCAUUGAGGAAGAUAUGUUGAAGGAUAAUGAUCUUCUGUUCAAGCAGGGGGUUAUUCCCGGCUCAGCUUAUGUGCUUCGUCUGCUGGAUUAUUUCCACAAGCAACCUUUGGAUAGAAAUGUUUCCGAAAUUGAAGCCAUAUUCAAGGAAAUGCAGGAUGAGUUCAAUUCCCAGAUUCCCAAUUUUAACAGAUUUGCGGUGACUGUAAUCGCUCAAGCCUUGGUUUACUCGGGAAAUAGGUCUCUUUCGCAUGCAAACAAAUAUAUUGGGGAUGCUAAAAAUGAAUUACAGGAGUUUUUGUCAAAGAUCGACUCGCCUGAUGAAAUUAAAGAGCGCUGGAUAGUGGAAGCAGUUUUGAGGUUCUGGAAUAGCAACUCACAAAACGGUUACCUCAUUGCCGACACGUUUAAGAACAACGACAUCAUCAGCUGCGAAAGCAUCUUAAGUUUUUCUUUGUUGGAUGAUAAUGGUAGAAAUUGGGGCCUUGUGGAUGCGACCGCAAUUGAAUCUACAUUUAGAAUCUUGAGCGAGUUAGCCCUCAGAAAACAGACAAGUGUGAAAACAUAUGCUUUUGUCUAUGAGCGAUGCUUGCAGCUUCUUGCCGAGACUGCCGCAGGGCUGGGUGUUUCGGAAGAUGAGGAGAUUAAAUCGCCAAUAAUUGAUGAUGAGACUAUGAUGGAUUUACCUUCCGAAUUGCCGAAGUUAGAUUUGAUAUGGAAGUACGAGGCAAUUUUAGGGCUUCUUAAAAGCAUUCUGCGGAAAUAUUCCGAUGAAUUUGUUCUCAUGCAAGAUAAACUCAUUACAGAAUGCCAAAAUAACUUGUCGCACCAUCCUACCCAAGCCCUUUUAACCAAAUGGAUCGAAGAGCUAGUAAUGCUUUGA